AGUCUUCUUAAUAUCUGUCUUCAGUACUAAAAUGGGAUAAUCUGAAGAAGCCGUUUACUCAAGUAUCAUCCCAUGUGCCAAAUGGAUCAUGUAUUUUAGAAUGUUCUCUUGAUUACAGCACUGACACAUUUUCUUAUGUGUUCUAUAAAAUAAGCUACUGGAUGUAUCACUCUCAGGUGGAUUACAAUUAAGAAGAUUUCUCAAAUAAAUUAAACAAGGAUUUCUUUUCUGAGACGACAACAUGAAGGAAUAUGUGCUUUUCUACUUCCUGGCUCUGUGCUCUGCUAAACCAUUUGUAUUACCUCCAAAGUAUAUGGCUCUCAGUGACCUCAUGCUGAAAGAUAUGGAAGAUGAUGACGAUGAAGAUGAUGAUAACAACAACUCACUAUUCCCAUUUGAAAGGGAAGUUCCUCUUCGACCUACUCCACCACCGUUUGAUAUGUUUCCAACUUGCCCGUUCGGAUGCCAGUGUUACCUAAGAGUGGUUCAGUGUUCCGACCUUGGUCUGUCUUCCAUACCAAAUAAAAUCCCUCCUGACACCCGUCUAUUAGAUCUACAGAAUAACAAAAUAAAAGAAAUUAAGGAAAAGGAUCUACAAGGCCUCACAUCUCUUUAUGCAUUGUUUCUAAACAACAAUAAGCUGUACAAAGUCCAUCCUAAAGCCUUCCAGUCUACAAAGAAAUUACGAAGGUUGUACUUUUCACAUAACCAGCUCACAGAGAUCCCAGCCAAUCUCCCCAAGUCCUUAGCAGAACUAAGAAUUCAUGACAACAAAGUAAAGAAAGUACAAAAGGAUGCUUUUAAAGGCAUGCGCGACUUACAUGUUUUAGAAAUGAGUGCAAAUCCCCUUGAAAAUGAAGGCAUUGAACCUGGAGCAUUUGAGGGGUUGACCGUGUUCCACGUAAGGAUUGCAGAGGCCAAACUUACCUCUAUCCCUAAAGGUUUACCUUCUUCUAUUUAUGAGCUGCAUCUAGAUCACAACAAAAUUUCAGCUGUAGAACUCGAGGACUUUAUACGCUACAAAGAUCUUCAGAGACUUGGUUUAGGACAUAACAAAAUAAAGGAAGUUGAAAAUGGAACUCUUUCUAACAUCCCAAACAUAAGAGAAAUUCAUUUAGAGAACAAUAAGUUGAAGAGAGUCCCAGCUGGUAUUCCUGACUUAAAAUACCUACAGGUUCUAUUUCUUCAUUCAAAUAAUAUUGCGAAAGUAGACGUGAAUGAUUUCUGCCCUUCUGCAACCAAAUUAAAGAAGUCUCUCUACAGUGGUAUCAGCCUAUUUGGAAACCCAGUAAAAUACUGGGAAGUUCAACCAGCGACAUUUCGAUGCACACUCGGCAGAAACAGUGUGCACCUUGGUAACUUUCGGAAGUAGAAAUACGAAAUGAAUGUGCAGCAAUAUCGACCAAUUUAUUCUUGACUUAUUUCACUCAAUAGGUGGGAAAGGACUCUGUUGGAUCUUUGCAUUAUAAAUAUUAAGCUUAAUGAAGAGACAUUAUAGUGAGGCAAGAUGUUUACAAACAUUUUUGCAUGAUGCCCUUUUUUAACGUACUUUGUGAAUACUUGAAUCUUGGUUUGUAGAAAGCACGUCACUCUCUCAUAGCUGCAUUGCUAAAUAUUUCUUUUUUAUAGAUCACAGCCAAUAUUUUUAUUGGCCAUCUUGUGGCAGAUUAACUGUCUGCUUUUUAACAAUUGGUGCUAAAAAAAGAAAAAAUAACUCUUUAUCCUAAGGUAUAGCUUGUUCACAUUUUUUGUUUUAGUAGUAAACAUAUUUUAUAUAGUAAAUGGCUAAUUAAUUCAGCAUAAUGUGUGAAUAGAUAACGCCAUAAUAGCAAUCUGUACAACUGGACUUCUUAACAAAACUGUUGCAAGUUUAUAUUAAAGGGAUAUGGAAGACACCAAUAAAGUUUAAUUCAGGGGUCAACCAAUCUGCAGGCUCCUGGGUUUGUCGAGCCCUGGUUUAAUGUAUCACUUCCAGUCCAGUUUUAUAUAUAUUUUUUAAUAAGCCAUCAUUUUCUGCAAUCUGUAUGAGUAUGUCCCCCUCCCUUAAUAACAUUUGAGUUAUUAUAUCCCAUGGGAGCCUUGUCUUGCCUUCUUGUUGCCAUAAAGGAGAGAUUCCCCUGUGGCAUUUUUAGAUGAAGGAACAUCACUGAUAGCAAGACUUUAUUCACAUCCUCACAACGUUGCAAUGCUGCAAAACCAUAAAACAGCAUGUCAGGACUCCCACCCCAUUCUCAAGCUAGUCGACUAUCCUUAUAACAUUCUGCAGAUAGGAGUAUGCUAACUGAAAACUUCACUAGAAUAGCUUGUGUGAAGUAGAAUAUAUUCUGAUGUGGGGACAAGAUAGAAGCCUAACAAAAAGAGAGAAAUGCAUUUUAACUAUUUACUGUACAAAUAUGGCAAACUACAUUUUUUUUAAAUAAAAGGUCAGUAGCUGUUAUAGACAGGACAGGUUAUGCUUCAUUAAACUUUAUCUAUCAAUGCUAUGCCCCUCUAGAACUUCAAUAUAAAUUACAUCAUACUUAUACAUCUUUAAAAAUGUAGUUGCUGAAAUUUUAUAAGUAUCUAAAAACAGAAAGAGUCUAUUUAAAGAUAUUACCAUCUGUAUAUUUACAUUGAAAAACAGGACUCUACUUUGGUGUAAUUUAGUGGGUGAGGAAAGAUUUAAAAAAAAAAAAAAGAAACUAAAAGUCCUUUCUUAUAAAUAGUAGUAUUAUUUUUAUUAUUUUUGCUGAAAAAGAAGUGAAAUGUGUACUUUUGUACAGUACAAAAGUGCAUCUGCGUAUAAAAGAUGUCAUGCUUCAAUCCUAUUAAGAGCUGAAAAAAUUAAAUAUUGCAAGUCAAAAAAUAGCACAAAGUAGAUACCGGUCAGCAGAAUAAAAAAAAGUUACUAGUUAUAUUUUUUAAUGAGCAGCAUAAGUAUAUGUGUGUCUGUUUCUGUUUUGUAUCUAUUCACGCACUUUUGUAAGUUUUAUUUGGUUCUAUUUGAAAUCAUAUCACCAAAACGGUAAACAAGCUUGAAUUAGCAAAAAAAACAACUGUAGUGAAAUACUAUUUAAACUAUAAUGUAUUACCUUUUAAGUGGAAAAAGAAAAUGCUACAAAUGUCUGAACGUUUGCUAUAGAAAAUGACAAAGGGCCCGGGAGGGAAGCAAUUAAAUAAUCAUAUCUCUGCUCUUUAACGCCUUCAUACAUGCUGUAUUGUUAAAACAAUAAUCUUGUUACUGUAUAUUUGUUUUCAUACUAAUAUUAAAUUAAAUGGUACUGAUAUGCUGUCUUUUUAAUAAUAAAGUUAUUUUUAAAACGAUA
Bombina bombina (fire-bellied toad) is the source of this 3305-nucleotide messenger RNA. It is a transcript of the gene ASPN, whose product is annotated as asporin. NCBI's taxonomy places the organism in Eukaryota, Metazoa, Chordata, Amphibia, Anura, Bombinatoridae. The transcript has 8 exons. The coding region runs from base 242 to 1372 and encodes 376 amino acids. Gene Ontology annotation, molecular function: protein binding. The record is from RefSeq and is a predicted model, not a curated record.